CAUUUAUCUCUUCCUUGGUGGUUAUGUCUCUAAAAAAGUACACAAAGAAGAACACAAUACAGUUUGGAUUGGAAAAAGCAUUCUGGUCCAGCCGAUCUGUAUGUGAGAAGUGGAAUUGAGGAUAUGGCCGCUUGUUUCAGUGAAUACGCCAUUAAAGUUGCUGAUUCAUCUUGUUCUUCCUCGGCGAGCCAGGCUUGUCGUCCCCAAAGCCUAAUUCCUUCGAUCCAAAAUGCAGUAACCUGCCACUACAAAACCAAGCUUUCCACACAAAAACAGCUUCUGAUCACAGUCACUUGGUGUACCAAUCUCAUGGGUCAAGGCCUCAGCAUCAAUGUCGGCGAUGACCCAUCAUCAUCUGCUCUCAAAGUCAACACAAACCCUCGAUUUUUCAGGAAAAAGAAAGGUAAUCGUUCAUUUGAAUCCUGCAAUUUCAAGAUUGAAGCUUUCUGGGAUCUCUCUACUGCUAAAUACGAUUCAGGGCCUGAACCCAUUAGUGGGUUUUAUGUGGUGGUGGUGGUUGAUUCGGAGCUCGGUCUUCUCCUUGGAGAUAUGAGCGAAGAAGUGAUCGCCAAGAAGUUCAAAAAUGGAAUCCCUCUCGCCCAAUUCUCUCUUGUUUGUCGAAGAGAACAUUUUUCUGGAAAUACCGUUUAUUCGACUAAGGCUCAAUUCUGUGAAACUGGAAUGGCUCAUGACAUUCUCAUCAGGUGUUGUUGUGAAGAUGAAGGAUUGAAAUAUCCGGUUCUGUCUGUUUGUAUCGAUAAGAAGAAAGUGAUUCGUGUGAAGAGAUUACAAUGGAAUUUCAGGGGAAAUCAGACGAUUUUUCUGGAUGGAUUGCUAGUGGAUAUGAUGUGGGAUGUUCAUGACUGGUUCUUUAAUCCUGCAUCUGGUUAUGCUGUUUUUAUGUUUAGGACAAGGAGUGGAUUUGACAGUAGGUUGUGGUUGGAGGAGAAGUUGAUACAGAAGGAACAGGAAAAAGUUGAGUUCUCUUUGCUCAUCUAUGCCUGUAAGGAUGCAUAAACAAAACUUUUAACUCUGCUAAUUUAUU
Molecule: messenger RNA, 1045 nt
Organism: Telopea speciosissima
Lineage: Eukaryota; Viridiplantae; Streptophyta; Magnoliopsida; Proteales; Proteaceae
Exons: 2
Coding region: 124-1017 (297 amino acids)
Source: RefSeq, a predicted model, not a curated record